GAAAUGGUAUUAAACCUCCACACGUCCACGACCUCGACAAUCGGUAUUCCGGAUCAACAACACGCGACGAUUGCUUACUGCUCGAGGCCGCAAAUAAAACCCACCCGCAAAAACCGAGCGCCUUUUCGCACGCGAGGGUAACAAACAAAAAUGACGACCGCGGGGAAGAUCAAGAAGAACAGGAGACUACUAUCGCGGACGAUGAAACCACAAGUCUGUUGCGACAUCAUGCAGUUGAUUCGUUCUUGCCCGCCCC
Messenger RNA from Amoebophrya sp. A120, 256 nucleotides. Lineage: Eukaryota; Dinophyceae; Syndiniales; Amoebophryaceae. The record is from the annotation of a GenBank genome assembly.